Messenger RNA from Oryza sativa Japonica Group (Japanese rice), 789 nucleotides. RefSeq names its product transcription factor SCREAM2. NCBI's taxonomy places the organism in Eukaryota, Viridiplantae, Streptophyta, Magnoliopsida, Poales, Poaceae. Gene Ontology annotation, cellular component: nucleus. Gene Ontology annotation, molecular function: DNA-binding transcription factor activity; sequence-specific DNA binding. The record is from RefSeq and is a predicted model, not a curated record. Gene Ontology annotation, biological process: regulation of DNA-templated transcription.
UUCUGAUUGAUCGAUCUAUAUAUAUGAUCGAGAUGCCCAUUACAAACUAGCUAAGCUAGCAGCUGGUCUCUCUCUUGAUUUGUGUUUCCCCAGAGAGAGAGAUCUAGGGAGAGAUGUCAGGGAAAGAUCAAAAGAAAGCAGCAGCUUUAGAAGAGAAGCUCGAGCUCCUACGUUCUGUUACAAAGUCAAGUGCGGCAAACGAGACAUCAAUCCUCGUAGAUGCGUCCAAGUACAUCAAAGAGCUCAAGGACAAGGUAUCUCAGGAGCCUGAACAGCUGGGCAGCACUAGCAGUUCCAUGCCAAUGCCAAGAGUGAGUGUUUCAUCGGUAGAGCUAGAGAAGAAGAGAGGUUUUCGAAUCAAUGUGUCGAUGGAGAAGAGUCAGCCUGAGUUGCUGACGUCGGUGCUAGAAGCAUUCGAGGAGCUUGGCCUCGACGUCCUUGAUGCUGACGUGUCGUGCGCAGAUGACACCGCAUUUCGUUUUGAAGCGUUUGGAUCCAGCCAAAGUGAAGCUGCAGAGAGAAGCGUGGAUGAGCAAAUGGUUCGGCAUGCAGUGCUGCAAGCCAUCAAGAAAUGCAUGGACGGAUCAUCAAUUUGAUCCAGAAUGAACUACUUUAUGUUUAGUUCUAAAAAAAGUACUUUAUGUUUCGACUUAAUACUCAUCUGCCGUAGCGCAAGCUUAUUGUGAGGAUACUAAAUAGUAUACUAUCUAUAUUUUCAGUUAAUUUUGUUGUAAAAAUUUGCUCAUCUCUUGGUGCUGAAUGAACAAGAACGGCGUUUUGUCGUUUAAA